AUGGGCGACCUGAAGUCGGGCUUCGACGAGGUGGACGGCGUGCGCCUGGGCUACCUGGUGAUCCAGGGCAAGCAGAUGUUCGCCCUCUCGCAGGUCUUCACCGACCUCCUGAAGAACAUCCCGCGCACGACGGUGCACAAGCGCAUGGACCACCUGAAAGUCAAGAAGCACCACUGCGACCUGGAGGAGCUGCGGAAGCUCAAAGCCAUCAACUCCAUCGCCUUCCACGCCGCCAAAUGCACGCUCAUCUCCCGCGAGGACGUGGAGGCGCUGUACACCUCGUGCAAGACCGAGCGGGUCCUCAGGACCAAGCGCGGCGGCGGCGGCGGCGGCGGCGGAGGAGGAGGCGGCCGUCGCCGCGGCAGGGGCCCCGGGGGGCCCGUCCAGGCCGCCGCCCCCGGGCCAGAGCCCAGCUACGCGACCUUCUGGAAGGAUGGCGGGGGCAAACUUUGGCUGGGCUUGAAUGGGGCCGCCGCGCCUCUGGCCAGCAGCAGGAAAGCGUGGCGCGCCGCGGCGGCGGCGGCGGCGGCGGGCGCGUUCCUACCGGCCGCGGAUCUACCUCACUUUUGGAGCCCCUCGACCGGGCACAGCUCGCCGGGGCGGGCCCGCCCGCCUGGCAAAGGGUCCCCAAACUAUGAAACUGCCCCCCUCGGGCCCCGCUACGUGUCGCUGGCGGCGGAGCCCGCGUGUUUUCGGAGCCUGCUUUGCUCCAGGCACCCCCAUUACUGCUACCACUCCUCGGCCGCCAUUGCCGCGCAGCCCAAGCUCGCCGCCGCCGCCGCCGCCGCCGCGACGAGAGGCAGCCCGCUGGGCUCGGGGUGCCGCUCGAGGAGGAAGAAGGCCGCCGCCGCCGCCGAGCGCCGCUUCCCGCCCGGCUGCGGGAGGCGCCUCGUGCUCGUGCCCCGCGCCUGCAAGCCCUGCCCGGCGUCCCCGAGGCUGCCCGGCUUGAACGGCUUCGUGGCGGCGCCGCCGCCGCAGCCCUUCCCGGAGACCUACAGCAGCGACUCCGACUCCAGCUCCUAUUCGGAUCAAGCGGCUAACGACUCCGACUUCUGCUCUAGUUUAACCAGCACCAGUAAUUCGGGUUCUUCGGAGGAGGAAGAGGAGGAGGAGGAGGAAGGCAGCUGCGCCUCGGAUUCCAGCGACCUGAGCUCCGAUGAAGAGGAGGAGGAGGAGGAAGAGGAGGAGGAGGAGGAGGAGGAGGAGGAAGAGAGCAGCUCUGAGUCGGAUUCCAGCAGCUCCGGCUCUAGUCAAGUGUCCGUGCAGAGCAUCCGUUUCAGGCGCACCAGUUUCUGCAAGCUGCCCAGCCUCCUGACUGCGACCAGCCUCCCUCACCCUCCUCCCCGGCCCACUGGCGGCGAGCAGCUCCCGGCUCCGGCGCGGGCCAUCAAAUCCGAAACGCCCGAGGAGGACUGGAGCACCCCAGCCGGCUGGAUUCCCAAGCCCGAGCCCUGCGCGGCCUGCCACAGCCCCCCCUCCGGCGGCCCGUGCUUGGGGCAGCUCAGCCAGGGGACCGGCUGCGAGGAGUUCUCUUUGGCCGGCCAGCGUCCUUCCAGCGCGCCCGACGACGAGAAGGUCCCUGACCUGCCUGUAGUCCCAGGCCUGGCCGGGGGCACUCCUUCGCCCAGCCCAAAGACAAGUCACGCGUUGCCACAACAAAGACCCUGGGAGGCGAGGAAAGCCCAGCAAGCCGCCUCUCCUCCUCCUCCUCCUCCUCCUCCUCCUCCGGCCUGUGCAGAGAGCCCCACUGAUGCUCUUAGGGGGGUGCACAGGAAGUCCCCAGAAGCUGCUCGGCUGGAUCUGCCCUCCCCACCCUGCCUGGGCCGUUCCUCUUCCCAGAGCCAGGUCGAGGUGGCCACCACUGCUGCUGAAUGCCCCCAGCCCCCAGACGCUGGCCAGCCCGCGCCCCUUGUGCCCAUUGCCCAGAUCAAAGUCGAGGACAAUAGUGCCAACGCCGAGUAUGGCGCUCUCCCCGUCCAGAGCCAGCCCCCCCUGAAGUGGGAAGGCGGCGAAGCGGAGCCCAAGGCGGAGGGAGACCGGCAGCUGUCUCCGCCGCCCAGCCCGACCCAGCCGCCCGGGGGCCUCCUGCUGCCGGCCAAGGAAGACCCCGCCUGCCCGGACGAGUCCCCCAGCCCCCCCUCGAGCCCGCCGCCGCCGCCGCCCCCCCUGAGCCAAGCCCCCGCCGCAUGCACUUUAGGCGCCGCCGCCGCCAAGCCCGAGGACGGGGAAUACAAAUUCGGAGCCAGGGUGAGGAAGAACUACCGGACACUGGUGCUGGGCAAACGAGCCGUCCUGCCCAGCCCGGCACCACUCAAACCAAAUCUGAAGUCCGUCCGCGGGCCCCGGCCGCCCCCGGGAAAGCUCCUCGAGGCCCACGAAGGCGCCCUGGUGGACGACUUGACAGUUCUCAGCCGGCGCAAGAGGGUGGCCGGCCACGUCGCCUCCGCCGUCAAGAGGCCCUUUAGCUUCAUGGGCAACUUUCCCUGCCCGCCCUCCUUAGUGGUCGGCCUAGAUGGGGAUUUGUUGCCAGCCUACACCUUAACCACCGCCAGGGAUGCCCAACCCCCUCCCAGGGCUCAUCCUGUCUGGAAAUGGCAGCCGGGAGGCUCAGCAAUACCUCUUCCACCCAGCCACAAGUUCAGGAAAUUUCAUUCAUGA
Varanus komodoensis (Komodo dragon) is the source of this 2658-nucleotide messenger RNA. RefSeq names its product SKI/DACH domain containing 1 (gene SKIDA1). The transcript has a single exon. NCBI's taxonomy places the organism in Eukaryota, Metazoa, Chordata, Lepidosauria, Squamata, Varanidae. Bases 1 to 2658 code for a protein of 885 amino acids. The record is from RefSeq and is a predicted model, not a curated record.